Myotis myotis is the source of this 2089-nucleotide messenger RNA. RefSeq names its product adaptor related protein complex 1 subunit sigma 3 (gene AP1S3). NCBI's taxonomy places the organism in Eukaryota, Metazoa, Chordata, Mammalia, Chiroptera, Vespertilionidae. Gene Ontology annotation, biological process: vesicle-mediated transport; intracellular protein transport. The coding region runs from base 52 to 765 and encodes 237 amino acids. Gene Ontology annotation, cellular component: AP-1 adaptor complex; membrane coat; intracellular membrane-bounded organelle. The transcript has 6 exons. The record is from RefSeq and is a predicted model, not a curated record. Gene Ontology annotation, molecular function: clathrin-cargo adaptor activity.
GCAAACUUUCAGUUCGAGGGCAUUGUGGGAAGCAGCCCUGGUCCGAGGCAGAUGCCUCACCUGUCAGCCGCGCCGGCUCCUGCACUUGGCUCUCGCCACUCGGCACCCGUCAGGCUGGGGCGGAGGCGGCCCGGUCACCAUGUUCUGCAGGCUGGAAGUCCAACAUCAAGGUUUCAGCAGAGCUGCGUCCUUCCCACGGGGCCUCUGAGAAUCUGCCCCGUGCUUUUCUCCCAGCUCUGGGGCUUUGCUGGCCACCUUGGGCAUUCCUUGGCUGUGCCCUCAUCUUCACAGGGUGCUGUCGAUAUACAUUUCAUAUUGCUUUUCAGUCGACAAGGGAAAUUACGGCUGCAGAAAUGGUACACAACUCUCUCUGACAAGGAAAGGAAGAAGAUCACCCGGGAGAUUGUUCAGAUUGUGCUCUCUCGUGGUCAGAGGAUGAGCAGUUUUAUCGACUGGAAGGAACUAAAACUUGUUUAUAAAAGGUAUGCUAGCUUAUACUUUUGCUGUGCAGUAGAAAGUCAGGACAAUGAGCUCUUGACACUAGAGAUUGUGCAUCGUUAUGUGGAGUUGCUGGACAAGUACUUUGGAAAUGUCUGUGAGCUGGAUAUUAUCUUUAACUUUGAAAAGGCUUAUUUUAUCCUGGACGAAUUUAUAAUAGGUGGAGAAAUUCAGGAAACGUCCAAGAAAUCUGCUGUCAAAGCCAUUGAAGAUUCUGAUAUGUUACAGGAGACCCUGGAAGAGUACAUGAACAAGCCGACGUUCUGACUGCACCUUCUUGAAGUCUCUGACUGCUGCGUGCUCUGGCCUUGCAAAGAAGCAGCGCCCCGCCUCCAGUCAUUGGACAGAGCCUCCAGCACCAUGCCAAAAAUAACUUAAAAGGGAUUUUUUUUGUUAACUAGCAAAAUUGAAAGUUGUUUAACAUAUUUAUCAUUAUUACAUGCCUGUAUUAUACUGUAUAUGACUUAUUGUAGCUCUGGAUGUUCACAUAACAGCCUCAUGAUUCAGUAGAUUUGAACAUUUGUUUGCAAUGUGUUAACUCCAUGUAAUUUUCUAAGCUAAUUUAAAUACAUUUAUUGUAGUAUGUUUUUUUGCUGCAUUUGGUCCUCUACUGACAGGCUGAGAACUGUAUUAUAAUAAUCCGUGCUUUAGAAUGUAAAGUAGCAAUACUUUUUCUAAAGGUUUAGCUUUUAAAAUUAUCUGAUUGAUCAUUCAAAAUUAUGUUAAUAGUUCAGAGUUCAUAUGUAAUGCUAGACAUUUUUUAAAAAUAUAUGAUUUUAUUGAUUUUAAAGAGAGAAGAAGGGAGAGGGGGCGAGAGAGAGAAAAACAUUGAUUGAGUGCCUCCUGCAUGGCCCCCACAGGGGAUCGAGUCCCCAACCCAGGCACUGAGCCUCCAACUGGGGCAUGUGAUCUGACGGAAUAAAAAUGGCAGCCUUUUGGAGCACGGGAUGAUGCCCAACAAACUGAACCAUACCAGCCAGAGCAAUGCUGGACAUUUUAAAUACACUUGAUAAUAAUGAAAUUUCAGUCCAGAUACAAUGUAUCUGAUCUUAAUGUCCUGAAUUUAUUUAUUUUUCAGGGUUGGAAUGAAGAAAAGAACCAAAGAUAGUUGUGUUUUUGAGGCCUUGGAAGCUGCUCUCUUGGCUGACAUUUUAAUUUUACCUUUUAAUUUAACAUAAGGGACAGUAUAAUGAGGUCAUGUUUUCUACAAACUCUAUAUAUUGAUUAAGGUUUUAGACAUCUGGAGAUAUAGUGUCUAUAACUUAUUUCCCUUAUUAUAAAAAUAGUAUAAUAGAGGUAAAUAACAAGAGUAAUAAUUGUUAUUAUUACUAUUUUAAUAAUCUUUAUGUUACAAAGCACUCUUAGUUGCUGGAGAGAUUUUGUUUUAACUAUGUUUUAAGGUAUUUUUAAGAUAUUUGAAGACUUACUGUUUAUUAGGCUUACUUAGGGCAUUUAAUACAGGGCGGGAAAAGUAGGUUUACAGUUGUUCAUAUGGAAAAUGAUACGAUUAUAAUAAUAAAAGCACAAUAUGCUAAUUAGACCUGAUGGCCAAACAGCAGAAUGACCAUCCAGACAACCUUCCAGAGGAAGC